AUGGUGGUUCUCUUCCAAAACAAGAUUAUUUACAUGCCGUCGGUGCCUCCGUUCUCACGCCGAGAAAAGAUGGCAGAUUACGCCAAUAUCUGCAAACCUGUUCACUGGGAAGAAAAACGCAUACGGAGUCUUGAUGGAACCGAGGUUGCUCUCUGUGUGGGCGGCAUCGAGAUUUCUGCGGAUAGGAGUAACAAGGAGGUCAUCGUGGUCUACUUCCAGGGGAACGCUUCAUCGCUUCCGCCUAGACUACCUUCUCUGUCAAAUGUCCUCAAAGCACUUAACCAUCACGCAGCGAGCCAGCACCCCCGGACACAAUACACCAUAGUCGCGCUGUCCUACCGCGGCUUCUGGACAUCCCGCGGCCGCGCCUCGCAGAAAGGCAUCGAGCAAGAUGCAAGCGCAGCCCUAGCUUGGGUUCAGGAGACAUACGGCGGCUUGUCACGUGACAUGUCUUUGGUGCUCUGGGGGCAGAGUAUCGGUGCGGGAGUCGCAACCGACGCUGCAGCGAGGUACCUCCAACAAACUCAGUCAUCCUCUAAGCCUUUGAAUAUCCGCGGAUUGAUUCUCGAAACGCCAUUCGUUAGCGUACGCAACAUGCUGGUCGCGCUGUACCCGCAGAAGUGGCUGCCCUAUCGUUACCUGUGGCCCUUUCUUCGGAAUUGGUGGGAUAGCGAGGCGGCGCUGCGGACGAUUGCGGAAAGGAAACAGCCGGGCGAUAUGCCAAUUCUUCUUGUUGCGGCGAGUCGAGAUGAAGUUGUGCCGCCGGAUCAGGCGGAUCAGUUGGAAAAGUUGUGUCGGGAGCUUGGACUGCAAGUCCGACGCAAAGAUGUCCCUGGCGCACUGCAUACGGAAGCAAUGGCCAAGCGAGAAGGCCAGAUUGCCGUGGUUGAGUUUUUGAACAACGUGGGGACGAGCUGA
Coniosporium apollinis CBS 100218 is the source of this 918-nucleotide messenger RNA. RefSeq lists its product as uncharacterized. Lineage: Eukaryota; Fungi; Ascomycota; Dothideomycetes. Gene Ontology annotation, cellular component: membrane. The record is from RefSeq and is a predicted model, not a curated record. Bases 1 to 918 code for a protein of 305 amino acids. The transcript is spliced from 2 exons. Gene Ontology annotation, molecular function: palmitoyl-(protein) hydrolase activity.